AUGGCUUUGAAGGGCGUUCAGUUGGGCCUGCGGGUCUGGCAGUUUCUCUGGACUCUUCUCGUCAUGGCCCUCAUCGGUAACAUGAUCGCCUCGGCCUUCAGCGGAACCCCGGCCUCUGUGAACUAUGCCAUGUUCACCUCAGCCUUCUCUAUGUUCACCCUGUUCUAUCUGGUCCCAGCAUCCUUCAACCUGGACUGGGCGAUCCACCCGAUCAUCAUGAUUAUCGUGGAUCUUCUGAACUGUAUUUUCUUCUUCUGCGCUGCCAUCGUGCUCGCUGCCCGCUUGGAAGUCCACUCCUGCAGCAACCAGAACUACCUGAUGCACAACGAAGUCGUCAACGGCUCCCACCACCGUGAGAGGAGCUGCCGCGAGGCCCAGGCCUCCACCGCAUUCCUGUGGUUUGGCUGGGCUGGGUACAUGGCCUCGGUCAUCGUCUCUAUCUUCAUGGCCCGCUCAAGCGGCCUGCCCAGUGGUGGUGCCCGUCGUGUUGUUGGACGUCCCAGCAUGGCUCAGGUCUAA
Penicillium chermesinum is the source of this 519-nucleotide messenger RNA. RefSeq names its product MARVEL domain-containing protein. Lineage: Eukaryota; Fungi; Ascomycota; Eurotiomycetes; Eurotiales; Aspergillaceae. The transcript has 3 exons. The coding region runs from base 1 to 519 and encodes 172 amino acids. The record is from RefSeq and is a predicted model, not a curated record. Gene Ontology annotation, biological process: eisosome assembly; protein localization to plasma membrane. Gene Ontology annotation, cellular component: eisosome; plasma membrane.